Penicillium longicatenatum is the source of this 375-nucleotide messenger RNA. RefSeq lists its product as uncharacterized. The record is from RefSeq and is a predicted model, not a curated record. NCBI's taxonomy places the organism in Eukaryota, Fungi, Ascomycota, Eurotiomycetes, Eurotiales, Aspergillaceae. The transcript has 4 exons. Bases 1 to 375 code for a protein of 124 amino acids.
AUGAUGUCUUACAAGCUCCUGGCUCUCACGCUUUUCUCCUGUGCAGUUUCUGCAGCAACACCAGCAACGACAGCAACACCCAAGCCUCCAGCCAUUCUCUAUUCUAAGGAACCAUGCGCUGGGAAAACGAUUGAGAUCCCAGCAAAUGGAACCUGCACUCUGCUCCCCAAGGAAUUGCAAAAAAACAUCAACGGAGCCAAACUUCCAGUUGACGUUGUCUGCGACUUCUACACCGACAAAACAUGCCAGGCGAAGGAUGCACUUUACAUUGGAAUGGAGGAUCCCGGCGUUUGCAGCUUCAGCAAGGAGGAGAUCCAGAACAAGACCGUGAGCGUUUACUGUUAUGAUGGCUCGGCCAUUUAUGACGAUGAAUAG